Messenger RNA from Phytophthora nicotianae INRA-310, 615 nucleotides. RefSeq lists its product as hypothetical. The record is from RefSeq and is a predicted model, not a curated record. NCBI's taxonomy places the organism in Eukaryota, Oomycota, Peronosporomycetes, Peronosporales, Peronosporaceae. The transcript has a single exon. Bases 208 to 576 code for a protein of 122 amino acids.
AUCUUAUUGCAUCGACGCUCGCGCUUUUGCCCAACAGACUAUCGAUCGGGGGUGCUUGCUUGAGACGGUUCUGUCUGUACUAUUGCGGCUUUACUCUCCUUCUCUGAAGCGAAGCCACUGUCACUUCAAUCGUGUGACUAAAAUUUGUUGACAUUUCGUUACUCCAUCCAGCUGGAAGAGCUGGAGUGUCUGUCUGCCUGGGAAUGAAUGCAAGCAGUUCAGAAUUGUGCAACGGGGUCAUAUAAGGGUGGCAGACUGCUGAGGCAAUUCGACCGCGUACGUGCAUGGCGCACGCGUUCAUUCAAUACUGGGCAGCUAAGUUUUCGAGAGAUGAAGCAAGAUGAUUCCUGCGCUAAUUACUCUUUUGAACACUCAGCAUCGUUGAUUUUUUUUGAUGUCGCUCAUGAAAGCGUCAGUUGGACGUUUAUUUUGCAACGAGGUCAAGACAAAGCCGCCAUUUGCGGAGAAUCGAAGUGUCGAACCGUGUUGGGUGACUCUUCAGGUAACGUCCGUCCAACAUCCUGUGUAUGUCGUCAGUGCGGUGCGUACAUACAUGACCGCACGCGCGAGAGAUGAUUUCAUUUUUUAAGAGAUCAUCGAAUAAUUUCAGGGGAA